AGUAGCGAUAUGUUUUUUGACAGCACGGCAACGCUAAUUGUUGCACAUUUGGAAAUUAUAAAUAAAAAUUCACACUGGAACCAAAUAAAAUAAUAUUACUUCAAGUUAUUUACAAUUAUGAGUAUAAUUGAUUUUGAAAUCGAAGAAAUACGUAAACUGUGCGAGAACACUGUACCAAAUUCUAAAAUCAUAGCCUGUACUUGUGGCGAAUCACCACUUGUGCGCGUAGACAUUGCAGAGCAUGAGUCGUAUCGCCAGCUCACAGUUUGCUUGCGUUUUCCAGCCAAUUAUCCAAAGGAACCGAUACUUGUUGAAUUAAAAAGUCGCACAUUAUCAAGUCGGUUCCUAGACGGUCUUGCAACGCUUAGUGAAAAAUAUGCACGACAACAUUUGGGUAAACCACAAGGACUGCACGUACUAAAAUUUGUGCAACAAUAUCUUACUGAAAAUCCGCUAUGUGUUUGUUUUGAUGAGAUACAAGAUCUACGACGUGAUUUGGGUGCUGACGCUACACCAGAUCAGUUGAAGUUGAAACAACGACAUUCGAUUGUACAACUAACUGCUAAAGGUGGAGAGUACUACUACAAAGUGAGUGCGCUCAUACCAAAAGAUUAUCCGAAGCAGUGUGCACAAUUUCAGCAUCAAGAAACUAAUCUGCCAGCAAUUUUGCUACGUUAUCUGAACGGACAAUCGCGUGAAAUUGCUAGACAAUGUGUAGAACCACCACUACGUUUGAAUGCGAAGGAACAAAUGAGCUUUCAACCAGCACCCAGUUUAUAUCGUGCGCUCAAGUUUUGCCUAGCCGCUACCGCUGACUUUUAUAGAGAGCUAUGUCCAAUUUGUGAUAAAGCUGUGUUACCAAAGCAACCUACGCAGCUAGAGUUGGAUGACAGCAAGGAUGCAUAUGUAGAACGUGUUUAUUGUGGACAUCUCUUCCACCAAGGUUGUCUAAAGCAUUAUCUACAACAACCGCCUUUUCCCAAAGGUGGUAAAUUGUGUCCAGCUAAGCGAAGGCAUCCACGUUCUGAUGCAAAAUACUAUAUGGGAGGCGCCAGCAAUAAUGCGAAGCAACCGAUUGUAAACGCAGACAACGGUGGUACUUGCGGUAUACGGUUAGCACACGAUCGUUGGGUUGUCAACGUGAAAUUGGCUGAAUCGCGUUGGGCGCAAAAGCAAGCGCGAGAACGCGAAUUGCAAGAAGUGGUAGAUUUUCUGAAAUGAUGGGUAUUCUAGUGCCUUACGCAAGUGCAUACUCAAAUAAUAUAAUUUUAUAUAUGGUUUAUUAAUUGUUAGCAAGUUUAGAAACAUUUAAAUUAUAAAUAGAAUAUGUUAAAUAAUAAAUUAACAAUUUGUAUAUUAUAAUCUAUAUGUACGUCCAGUACACUAAUAAAUCGGAAAUUAAUGGCUGUAAAAAAA
This is a messenger RNA of Zeugodacus cucurbitae (melon fly), 1416 nucleotides long. RefSeq lists its product as uncharacterized. NCBI's taxonomy places the organism in Eukaryota, Metazoa, Arthropoda, Insecta, Diptera, Tephritidae. The transcript has a single exon. The record is from RefSeq and is a predicted model, not a curated record. Gene Ontology annotation, molecular function: protein binding. Bases 118 to 1221 code for a protein of 367 amino acids.